Molecule: messenger RNA, 297 nt
Organism: Cladophialophora yegresii CBS 114405
Lineage: Eukaryota; Fungi; Ascomycota; Eurotiomycetes; Chaetothyriales; Herpotrichiellaceae
Product: U6 snRNA-associated Sm-like protein LSm2
Exons: 2
Coding region: 1-297 (98 amino acids)
Biological process (GO): mRNA splicing, via spliceosome
Cellular component (GO): U4/U6 x U5 tri-snRNP complex; precatalytic spliceosome; catalytic step 2 spliceosome
Molecular function (GO): RNA binding
Source: RefSeq, a predicted model, not a curated record
AUGCUCUUCUUCAGCUUCUUCAAAACCCUAACCCAACAGACCGUGACCGUCGAGCUCAAGAACGACAUCUCCAUCCGCGGCACCCUCAAAUCCGUCGACCAAUACCUCAACAUCAAGCUCGACGACAUCGUGGUGCUGGAUGAGCUGAAGUACCCGCACCUGUCGAGCGUGCGGAACAUUUUCAUCCGCGGGAGUGUCGUGCGGUAUGUGCACUUGCCGCCGGAUAAGGUCGACAGGGGAUUGUUGGAGGAUGCGUGUCGGAGGGAGGCAUUGCAGGGGAAGGCUAAGGGGGCUUGA